This is a messenger RNA of Moneuplotes crassus, 2434 nucleotides long. The record is from the annotation of a GenBank genome assembly. Lineage: Eukaryota; Ciliophora; Spirotrichea; Euplotida; Euplotidae.
UUGGGGAGGAGGUUAUACGGAUUUGAUAGAGGAGAGAGAAUUGUAUGAUGGUUAGAGAUCCGUUUUGGAUGGAGAUGAGUUUGAAGCGAAAUUUAGAGGUUUUUGUGAUCAUUAUUAUAUAUGGAAUUUUUCUUAAUAGUAUUUUGUUCGAUAUGAGCUCUAUUUUUCAGGAAUAUAGGAGAGGAUCAUGGUUAGUAAAUUUUGUUAUACUAUUGAUUAAAACUCUAUGAAAACCUUUAUAAUUAAAGAAAAUUAACAUUUCUAUGAACAAGAAUACUUCUAAGAAUUAAUACUUCUCCACUUAGCCCCUCCCAAUGACAACCUCUUCACCCAAAUCUCUCUCCCACUCUAAAUCCCCCUCCUAAAUUCAGAAAUUUACUUGAAAAUCUCACCUAGGCUAAAACUGGAAAUCUGUAGUGUAAAACUCCAGUUUCAGAACAUUUCUUAGAAGCCACUGGGAUUUUAGGGUUCUACGCUUGGUGAUUUUAGGGAUGAAGAAGGGACAAUAGGGGGGUUUGGGAGAAAUUUGAAGGAACAGAAGGGGGUAACUUUAUGUAGUGGAAAAAUGGGGCAGAUUACGAGACAAGUGAAUAUCUGUACGGAUAUACCUAUCUCGCAGGACUCAAACUCUGAUAAUUCGUAUGUCAGUGGGGAAACAGAUGAUAGUUCACAGAAUGUAGCCACUCAGACGGAUAUUGAGACUUUCUGAUGAAUAUGAGGUGGUCUCCAGAGCCAGCUAGCUGAGACCAUCUCCAUUACUGAUGAAAUGAACAACAUUCAGCCUAAAUCCGGCUCUAUUGAGAACCUUGCUUCUAAUGGAGAGAGCAAUUAUGAAAGAAUCGGCACAGGCAAAUUUGGAAUCCUUCCCAGACCUCCAACUAAGGAACCUGGAUUUGGAUCACCUGAAAAUUUCCUUCAAAAGCCUGCUAACAAUGCCAUAUAUUCGUACCCGGCCUCUACAGAUAUGAACUACAUGACUAAGAUAAAGAAGGGGAACACAAUUGAUCCAGAUAAUAACCCUUCGGCCAAGAUCCAAAAUGAUUUGAAAAUCAUAAUAAAUAACAGAAGAAAAUCUGAGAUGCCUUUACUGAGAAAAAUCACUGAGGAGAUACCAGAAAGGGAGUCAGGAUUUUUAAACCUUCCUGAGAAACAGAACAUGGUUCACAAUCAGAAUGAGCUAGUCAGUUUGAUCAGCUUCGGAGAAGGCAAGAAAGGAGGGCCUCACGACUUUGGGACAAACAUUAGCAGACAAUCUUCAAAGAUUAAGUACAAAUAGCCGUAUGGGCACUCCUAUCUACCUUGAUACCAAUGAUCAUUAUCAGAAUUUGUCCAGAGCAGACUCUUUCCAAACAGAGCUCAGUGGGAGUAGAGUAUCCUCUAGCGAUGCUUCUGGAAUUAAAGGUAUUGAUGAAAAAGAUAAGAAGCGGAAGAAAAAGUAUCACUCAAGAAAAAGAGCAAGAGAUAAGAGUUAUUCAAAUUCUUCAAGGUCCAGUGACGGAAACAAUCUCCACUUGCCAAGUUUGAAUAUUCCGAAGAAGAGGGAUUUAAUGGAAAAGAGAAACUCUUUAUCAAAAUUUACUUCUCAAAGCGUCUCCAAAUUGCAAAAUAAGAACGUAAAUUUCCAGACUGCAAUGUCUUUGAAAGGAACUCAUAAACAAACAAUGAACAACUUGAUUAAGAAGAAAUCUUCUCUGUUCGUAAAAUCUCCUAACCAGAGAAAGCUGUUUUCAAAAUCUUCUAAAGAGCAAGACUCCUUCAAGGCAUAUGAAAAAGUCUCAAUUACUUCCAAAAAGAAAACCAUUGUGAGGAUAAAGAAAAAGAUUAUUAAUAACUCUAAAAUGACAAAAUCAUAUGACAGCAAAGAAUUCAAGAGUCAGAAAUAAGGUCAAAAAUCCAUUGGCUCAAAGCAUGAAGAACAACAAUUUACUAUCAUUUGCUCUGCAUAAGACUCAAGAGAUGGCCAAGAAGCAAAACAAAAAAUUAGAAGAGUCCAAGGAUGGGUCGAAUACUAGUAAGAGGAACAUCAAAGUGUACAAGUUUGGAAAUAAUAAAAGCAAUCUUAAGAAAGUGAUCCAAAAACGCAAGAAUGAGAAAAGACAUUUUAGUAAAGAGGACAAGGUGAAAAUGAUGAAGAAUAAAUCCCUAGCUCAAAGCCAGGAUGUUGACGUGAUGGGAAACAACAACAUAACGAUUCAGCAAGAUUUAUUAGAUGCACCAGAUACUGAGAAUAAUAAAAGAAAGGAAAAUCACCGAAAUAUCUUCUAUGAGCAAAGAAAGCCCAUACAGCAUUACUCUUCAGAUCAUAGAAUUAAUUAUGUCGAUCUGGAUAAAGAAGAAGGGCGGGAUACAACUCCAAUGUCUCGUAAGUCUCUUAUUUUAUACGGCCUCUAACAUUGUGUUCUAGGUAACCGAGGUGAGUACAAAAGAAAUUAGA